Molecule: messenger RNA, 1003 nt
Organism: Trichoderma virens Gv29-8
Lineage: Eukaryota; Fungi; Ascomycota; Sordariomycetes; Hypocreales; Hypocreaceae
Exons: 1
Coding region: 527-820 (97 amino acids)
Source: RefSeq, a predicted model, not a curated record
AAUCAUUACGGCUAGUUUCAUGAUGUAUCUAUCUUAAUACAAUAGAUGAAAAUACCACCGUCCUAAGAAUAAGAUUAACUAAAUUCUCAUCCAAACGGGCCCAAAACACAUCCUACUCAAGUCUAUCAGCCAAGCUUCAGGGUAAGCAAUAUUCAGGAUCCCGAGAUCUUGCAUACACAAUACUGCCACAAUACAAAGAGGGUGGAACUUGUGUCAAAGUCGUCACCGAAUAUAUCAUUUCUAUCUACACCCUCCCCCCACAUGAUGCAAGAACAAAGAGAGGAGGAAAACAAGAUCGGACCCUCAAGGUGCACGCCACCUCCCCAUUUGUCAGAAAACGGCGCCGAAAAUAUGCACGGUCCCAAGGCCCCCCCCUCGUUCACCACAAAGUGCCGUUGUUAUUCGGAGACUUUGCACGGAAACCUCUUCCCGUUUGUGUUAUCCGGAGACUUUGCACGGAAACCUCUUCUCGUUUGUGUGUGUGUCUUUAUGAUUUCUGCUUUGUUGCUAGAGACAUUCCUCCCCAAUGGGCGGUCUAAAAGCUCCUGAGGGGGUAGCAUUCCGGCGUUUACGUCGGCCGACCCCUGGGACUCGACGGACCGUAAAACGGUCAGCAAAGGCAAGGGAAAAAAAAUCAAUUGCUGCUCGCUGCCUGAAUAAGACGCUAGCCAUGCCGGAUUAUUUGCUUUCUUUAUUUUUGGAAAAUGUCACUAUUACCUCAAGAAGGGCCAGAUCGGCGUGUAUAGAAGGCGAAAUUCCGUACAGACAGCGCCGCGGAUGGUGUCGGUUCGGAUGGUAUCGGAAUACUUACAUCAAAUGAUGUGAAAACGGCCCAAGGCAGUCGUCAAAUCUUGCCUCCACAGUCAAAUGGCGCCAGCUAUGCAUUGAGUGAAUUGUCGCAAUAGCAAACAAUCAAAUUGUGCUAAUAGCCGUGGGGAAUGUUGAGAGCAAUCGAGACCCCCUCCGUCUAUCAUGAGUUCUGGGGGCUCUCAUGAUGAAACCA